This is a messenger RNA of Argiope bruennichi, 2742 nucleotides long. RefSeq names its product progranulin-like. The record is from RefSeq and is a predicted model, not a curated record. Bases 74 to 2617 code for a protein of 847 amino acids. The transcript is spliced from 10 exons. NCBI's taxonomy places the organism in Eukaryota, Metazoa, Arthropoda, Arachnida, Araneae, Araneidae. Gene Ontology annotation, cellular component: extracellular region.
ACAACAUUUUUUCGUUGCAGUUUAGUACAAGUGGAAUCGGCUGUUUUCAGUGAGGAACCAGUCUCCUUAAAUAAUGAUGCAAUUUAUUGUAGGUUUGAUUUUUGCAAGUUGCAUUUCAGUGGUACUCUCCGCAAACUGUGAUCCUGGAACUUGCGAGCUAGGUAAAACCUGCUGUCCAACUGCAGUUCCUGACGUCUACACCUGUUGUCCAUACCAAGAUGCCGUCUGCUGCAGAGAUCAUAUCCACUGUUGUCCAAAAGGCACCGUAUGUGACAGCGAAACAGGAUCGUGCUAUCCAAAAAUGAUGGAUGUUAAACGACGGGAACUGAACAAGUUGGAGAAGAGACAAGGUGUGCCCCCUGAAGAGAGGCCAUUCUACCAAAUUCGAUGUGACGAUGAAACUUACUGUCCUUACGGUAGUACCUGUUGUAUAUCUGUGGAUGGUUCAUAUGGCUGUUGUCCAUAUAGUCAUGCAACAUGUUGUCCGGACAAAAUCCACUGCUGUCCUCAAAACGAGAAGUGCGACGUCACUUCGGAGUACUGCAUCGCCGGAUAUAUCACUUACCCAUCAAAGACCAAGGAACAAGCUUUUACUAUUGAUGAUGACUCCCUGAUAUUAAAAAUAGAUUUAUAUAUCUCGUCUUGUUUGGUGUAUUUUGAUUCGCGAAGUAUGUAUUUGUUAGUGUCUCUUGUUUUGAUAAGUAGCGGUGUAACUGUGUUUUGUCAAGACUGUAGACCAGGUACUUGCAAGCCUGAUCAGACCUGCUGCCCUACUAAUAUUCCAACAAUCUUCGGUUGUUGCGAAUAUGAACAUGCUGUCUGCUGCUCAGAUCGUAUCCACUGCUGCCCAAAAGACAACGUAUGCGACCUCCAGAAAGGGGCCUGUUUCCCCCGAAUGAAAGAGGUAAACAAAUUGGAGAAGAGACGAGGUGCUCUGGAUGAAGUCCGGAUUUCUCAAACCAAAGUGAUGUGCGACGCUACGACAUACUGUCCAUACGGUAGUACCUGUUGCAUGAGCGCUGAUGGGUCGUACGAUUGUUGUCCAUAUCCUCACUCUACAUGCUGUCCGGAUAAACGCCACUGUUGCUCCCACGGCACAGUGUGUGACGCCACAUCGCAGUAUUGUAUCGAAGAAGAUGAUGGACACGUUACUACGUCCGAAUUGAAGGAACCAGCGAUGGAUAUUAAUCGGGAAGAUUUACUUAGGCUAAGUCUUUCUUGUUAUUACGGUUUGUUUGUUGUACGACGGUUUCUCCCAAUGAAGAUGCAUUGUUUAGCAAUUCUGGUCUUAGUGUCUAGCGUUGUGGCAGUAUUAAGCGAGGGUUGUUCGCAAGGCACAUGCAAGUCCGAUGAAACCUGUUGUGCUACUAGUAUUCCGGGAGGGUACAGCUGCUGUCCUUACGAAAAUGCCGUCUGCUGCCCAGGUGGAGCUCGUUGUUGCCCGCAAGGUACCGUAUGUGAUGUACCCUCGGGAUCAUGCCGCCCCAAAAUGCAAAGGCAGCAAAGCAAGCUUCUAAACUUCGAUGAUCUGGUGAAGAGACAAGGCGAUGCUGUAACCGUGUCUAGUGAUGACUGCAAGCCAGGUACAUGUUCAUCUGAUGAAACUUGCUGUCCUACUGCCAUUCUAGGAGACUACAGUUGCUGCCCUUAUGUAAAUGCCGUUUGCUGCAAAGGUCACGCCUUUUGUUGUCCAGAAGGUACCGAAUGUGAUCUCGCAGAGGAAAAAUGCAUUUUAAAUGACGAAAUCGAGGAGAGCGAGUUUGAGAAGCGUCAAGGCGAUCUCGAUGAAGAGAGCACUGACAAGAAACAGUGCGCUGACGGUAGUCUCUGCUCAUCUGACAGUACAUGCUGCGUGGUUGCAGGGGGUAAAUAUGGGUGUUGUCCUCAUCUCAACGGAGUUUGCUGCCCUGAUAAGAUUCAUUGCUGUCCCCAAGGCGAGAAAUGUGACGUCACAUCGCAUUAUUGUGUUAAGAAAGAAAUGGUGCAUCACUCUUCAGUGAGAGAACAAGCUUCGCCAGUUCAUUCUGAAGAUUCGUAUUCAGAUUUAUAUAUGGCAUCUUCGAGAAUGCGUUUCUUCGCUGCUCUAGUUUUCUCCGUCGCUCUCUGCGGCGUCUUUGGUGAUGAUUGUCCUCAAGGAUUAUGUGACACCUCUGAAACCUGCUGCGACGGCCCAUCCCCAGGUCUUUAUGGUUGCUGCCCAGAACCAAAUGCCGUCUGUUGUUCCGAUGGGUUGCAUUGCUGCCCUCAGAACACCGUCUGUAAUCUGUCUGCCGGCACCUGUGACGACAAAGAAGGGAACAGGCUGCCUUUCCUCCACAGAAAGAGAGUCAUUGACCCACCAGUCGAAAAGCCCAAAUCUGCAUUCCUGAGUCUCGCAAACAAAUUAGAGGUCAUUUACUGUCCAGGAGGUGUUUACUACUGUCAAGAUGGCACUACUUGUUGUUUACUUCCUACCGGCCAGUACGGAUGCUGUCCAUAUCCCAAUGCCAUCUGCUGCCAGGAUAGAAUUCACUGCUGUCCAUAUGGCACUCAUUGUGACAGCACAUCCCAGUAUUGCCUUCAAGGUUCCAACAGAUAUGCUGCUCUCUUCAAGCGCCCAGCAUUUCCCAUGAACUAAAGAGACUCUAAAAGACGAUUUUGUGUUUCGAUUUAAUGUUAUAUAGGAAUUUUUAGAGAUAUAUAUCAUGUCUAAACUUUAAAUUAAUGAUUUUAGUCUGAACAAUAAAUUUGUUUUUGAUACUA